Messenger RNA from Lingula anatina, 2125 nucleotides. Its product is annotated as tRNA wybutosine-synthesizing protein 2 homolog. Gene Ontology annotation, cellular component: cytoplasm. NCBI's taxonomy places the organism in Eukaryota, Metazoa, Brachiopoda, Lingulata, Lingulida, Lingulidae. The record is from RefSeq and is a predicted model, not a curated record. Gene Ontology annotation, molecular function: tRNA methyltransferase activity. Gene Ontology annotation, biological process: tRNA methylation; wybutosine biosynthetic process.
AUCCAAUAUGUCAGCGCCCACAGGUGUACCUGUUGUUAUUAUUCCAAAGACAUCUGCACAAACUGUGAGGAAACAUUUGGAAAUUGGCAGAUUAUGGGACAGCCGGUAUAGUCUGAAAAAGACUGACGAAGAUCUGGUGGCCAUUCCCAUUACCAGUGAAGCUUACAAGAUGCUGACCCUGACCACAGGGGGGCUACCAGCGGCUGUUGAGUACACUCUUGAUGUAAUCAAUCUUUCACCUUCAAAAAAGGACUUGUUAAAGCCACCUUGGGAGCAUCUCCGGGAAACAUUAGGCAAUCUAUUGGCAAUAGUGAAUAGUGAAAAGAAGAGUGCAGGGGUUAGAGAUAGUGAAACAUGGGAAGAUGAUAUUCCUAAACACUGGGAAAAGCAUGGAGACAUGGUGGUUCUGCCAGAUCAUUGUUUCAAAAAUGAUUUUUGGAGACAUUGUGGUCCACAGUUGUGGGAGACUGUGGCAAGAAUCCUUGGUGCCAAAAGACUUGCUAAGAAGUCAAUUAUAUCCCAAGAUGGUUUCCGGACUCCACAGGUAGAACUGCUGCUUGGAAAGGAUGGAUGGGUCACUCACAUUGACAAUCAUAUCAAGUACAGCUAUGAUGUUACCAGGUGUAUGUUUAGUGCAGGAAACAUUACAGAGAAACUAAGAGUGGCUCACUUCCACUGUGAGGGAGAGACUGUUGUGGAUUUAUAUGCAGGCAUAGGCUACUUCACUUUGCCAUACUUGAUCCAUGCCAAAGCCAGGCUGGUUCAUGCCUGUGAGUGGAAUCCAGAUGCAGCAGAUGCAUUGAGGAAGAACCUACAUCUGAAUGGAGUGGCAGAGAGGUGUAUUGUUCAUCAGGGAGACAACAGACAAGUAUGUCCUAAGGGUGUUGCAGACAGGGUAAACCUUGGGUUGAUUCCCAGCUCAGAGGAGGGGUGGCCAGUAGCAUGUGCAGCACUGAAGUCGCAGUCAGGAGGAAUACUACAUAUACACUACAAUGUUGAAACCAAGACUCCUGAACACAGGAAUGAUUCUAGAAAAGAGACAGCUAAUCCUAUUAGAGAACAUGGAAAUGGUGACUUUAAUGAAACAUCAUCACAAGAGCAUCUUCAGUUGCAGUGGUCUCAAUGUGAAUCAAGAGGUGUCUGCCCUUGCAAUAAGACUAAAAGUGGCCCAGGUUUUGACAUUUCUCAAAUUGCUGGUAGAUUACACAGGUGUGAAGACACCAAAUCAAUGGAGAACACUCUUCAGAACAUGGCUGAAAGUAACGAGUGUAAUUCUAAUGAUAUGGCAAAAGACACUGGGUGUCCCAGCUUAACAGGAAUGUCUUUUUCAGUCACAUGCCAUUGUGGCUCAAAACAUUUAGGAAAAAGUUUGACUAGAGAGCAUGUUAAACAGCACGAUGGUUACCAUUAUGAUGAAAGAGCCACUUCAAACCAGACAAGUGAUACAGCAAUAACUUGUAAUAAAAAGUUAUUACCCCAGUGGAAAACAUGGGCUGUAACAGCAGCCGAUCAGAUCAGAGACAUUUUACAUAAAACACAUGGAGGUCAGUGGAAAACAGAGAUACUUCACUUAGAGCAUGUCAAGUCUUAUGCACCACACGUUGAUCACAUGGUGUUGGAUUUACUGUGUAAACCAGCAUAACCCUCCUAGUACAAGGAACAGUUAUUUUCAUAAGAUACACUUAAGUUAGUUUUGAGGUUAAUAUCCAUUAACUCUGUUUAUAUGCUAAUCAAAGUUUGAGAGCUCAGCAGUUUACAAGUACUUUAUAGUCAAUUUAUGGCAGUUCACUUUCUACAAGUUUCUACCUCAAGUGAACCCAUGCUAAAUGAAAAAGUUACAAGGCCCCAUGGCUUUUGUCCAUUAUCUCUUGAUAGUAAAAAAGAAAAUGGCUAUGCCACUUCUUUGUUUUAUGGGUUCUUUAGAGCAAAAUGACCACAAAUUUGAACUUUCUUUUUGAGAAAGCUUUGCCCGACUUGACAGGAUGAAAAGAGAAAAGAAAUUUAAGUUGUUUUCUUAUAAAGUUUUAAUUCUGCUUUUUACAUUUGCUGUGAAAUUGUGUAUAUGUACAAUGGAAAAAUUACAAAAGUACUGAGUAUUAAAUAACAAGAUAAGGGAAGUAAAACC